CAGCGCACCCGGGGCAGGUUAGCCUAUAAAUGCGCGAAGGAGACGGCUGCGGUGCGGAGGCUGCGCCUCGGAAGGUGCUUCACGGGGACUGGGAGACACGGGGCUCUCCUGGCCCAGAGCCGCAGGUCGGGGGGGCUGGGAGAGGGGAUGGAGGGGCCAAGGGCAAAGAGGAGAACGUGACCAAGCGUCGCUGCAGGAGACGGGGGACUGGAAGGAGCAGGGCAGCGGCAGGGCUCCGCCAGCCGGGGCCCCGGGGGAAGCGUGGCGCACGGCUCCGCGGGGGUGUCCGGUUCUGCCGCAGGCUGCAAAGUUUGCCCCCACCAACGGGAACUUUUCCGAGGAGCGCACGGGAGAGCGCGGAGCGCCGGCUGCCGAGGGAGCCCAGGGACGGGGCUGAAUGGAGCCGAAGGGAUGAACGAGGUGGGAAGAGCAUCAGUGGGGCUGGAGAGGUGCCCGGCGCUUGGCACCCAGAGCGCGGCACCGGGAAGGGAGCGCCCCCAACAAGGGGCUGGCGGCGCUGAGCUGGGAGCUCCCCCGGGCUCCUAGCGCUGCCUGCGGGAGCGGGACUUCCCCAACUAGAGCCACUGGACGCGUGUGGGGAGCGGCCCCCGUCCGCCCCCCCAGGCACGGUGCUUUGGAGAGAGCGCCCCGCCGAGCAGCCACAGCGCCGGUCGCAGAGACGCGUGUGCGCAAUUCUUAGCUCCGCCCGGGUGCCCAAAGCGGUGAUCGGCCGGGGAAUCCCACCUCCCCGCAAGGCCUGCGGACAGGGACAAAGGCGAGAGCCUGCCACGGCGGACUCCGGAGCAAGCCACACUUCCAAGGAACUUCUCCGGGAGCGGCCCAUGCGCCUCUCCUGGUGCUUUGAGAGGGGCACUGACCCUUGCCUUGGUUGAGCCCUGACCUCUUGGCUCAGGGCCACUGGAAAUGCUAGUCCUGACUGGCUGAGGACUCUGCGCCCCCCUGAGAGGCAGGUUAGAUGACCGAGGAUGGAGGAGGAAGGUUCUCGGCUGAAGAACCUGUCUGCUGGCUUGGGAAGGGAGGAUGGUCUCUACCCCACCUGGGUGGUGAUCACGCUGGCUGUCAUCCUCAUCAUCACCAUCACUGUGGACAUCCUGGGCAACCUCCUGGUGAUUGUCUCAGUCUUCAAGAACAAGAACCUGAGAAAAGCAGGCAACGCCUUUGUGGUGAGCUUGGCCAUUGCAGACUUACUAGUGGCUUUUUACCCUUAUCCCCUGGUCCUGAUGGCUAUUUUCCAUGACGGCUGGGUGAUGGGGUACCUCCAUUGCCAGGUCAGCGGCUUCCUGAUGGGCAUCAGCGUUAUCGGCUCCAUCUUCAACAUCACUGGCAUCGCCAUCAACCGCUACUGCUACAUCUGCCACAGCUUGAAGUACGACAAGCUUUUCUCGGGCCCCAACACCGUGUGCUACGUGGGGCUGGUUUGGGCACUCACCUUGCUGGCCAUCAUGCCGAACCUCUUUGUGGAGUCCCUGCAGUACGACCCGCGGGUGUACUCCUGCACCUUUGCCCAGUCCGUCAGCGCCCUCUACACCAUCGCCGUGGUGCUCAUCCAUUUCUUCCUCCCCAUCACCAUCGUCACCUACUGCUACCUGCGGAUUUGGGUGCUGGUCAUCCAGGUGCGCCGCAGGGUCAAGCCGGACACGCAGCCCAAAAUCAAGUCCCACGAUUUCUGGAACUUCCUGACCAUGUUCAUGGUCUUUGUGCUCUUCGCUGUGUGCUGGGCGCCGUUAAACUUCAUCGGCUUCGCGGUGGCGGUCCAGCCCACACUGGGUUCCUUGAUACCCGAGUGGCUCUUCACGGCUAGCUACUUCUUGGCCUACUUCAACAGCUGUCUGAACGCUGUGGUUUAUGGGGCGAUGAACCAUAACUUUAGGAAAGAGUACAAGAGAAUCAUACUGACUGUGUUGCAACUGGCUUACAGGGCUGAUGGAGACUAGCACCCAUGUGCUGAGCCGGAAGGGAGGAGGUUUUACUAUAGUCACGCUGAUCCCCUGCUCCACUUUUAAGUGAAGUGCAAAGAAUGUAGCCAAAACAACGAGAGGUCGGCAGAGGACACAGCUCCAUAUAUAAGCUGUCUGCAACAAGAACGGUGCAGCCCACCUUGUUCUGCAACAUACUGUCCUUUUUAGAAUGCAAUGAGGUUUGAAAACCUUGCUUAAUUGCCCUGACAUAGUCUCCCCCAGCUGGAAACAGCUAGGGCCAAGUGAUUCCUAGCAAAUGUAUUCAGUGAACUAUCCACAAACAUCUCAGCAUUUUCUCUAAUUUCUCCAUGAUUCGCCAGAUAAUUCUGUGCAUCUCAAGGAUGUUUGUGAACAGCUAGCUGAGCGUUGGAGACCCCAAAUCCAACUGGUUUCAUUUGGACCCAUGAAAUAGUUACUGUUCCAUGAUUGGAUGAGCACAAGUCCUAGCACUGAAGUUUCCUGUGUGAACACUCACCUCUAUGACUUGGGAUCUGUCUUCCCUAAGUAUUCUCAAGUAUUCACUGACUAUUUGCACUGGCCACAAGGUCACCCCAGAGUGAAAGCAGAAAGGGGUGCAAACUCAGCCAAAGGGAAUUCAAUAUUUUUAUUGGAUGGUGGGAUUUUCCAGAAGCUCCCGAAGGAGACAGGUGCCUCUGAAAGCCCCACCUUAAAGUGAAUAUACACAAAAUUGUAGUGUUUGCUAAAUCAUGUGAUUCCCUUGAAUGAGCUGAGGUAGUGAACCCUUUCCCUUCUCUUUGGAGCCAAGGGUGAACCCUUCAGAAAGGAAAACCCAUCACCAGAAAACUGAAUCCUCUUCAGAAGAAGACAAUCGUCAGUGAGACUUUGCUCCUCUGAUGAAAAACCAUCACAAUGGGAAGUGGAAACCACCACAGUGAGGCUGAAUCUAAAAGUCAGAAGAUAAUCCACAAUGAUGACAAGUCCUUUGGAAAUGCCAGUGGCUCGAAGAGAGCAUGUUACCUUUAAAUGAGACCAGACCUGGAGGCUCUUGAUAAGAUAUUUAGAACACAGGUGUGAAUACUGUUCCCAUGCUGAGAGGAGCUUAUGGAAGCCAAUUUUUCUCGUUUGGUAUUUAAUUCAAGAGAUACUUUGGACUAGAGGAAAAGGGGUUGGGCUCAUAUCCUUAAGGUAUUUAGGAUUCUAACUUCCAUUGAUUUCAGUGAAGAAUCUGGGCCUUGGUCCCCAGUGGCCCCAAACGGCAAUGGUUCGUUGGGCUUGAAUUUAACAGAUUGUGGGACUGAGGAGAAGGGAAUAAGGAAGACAGAGCCAAGAUGGUUCAACAAGUCUGACCAGCAGUAAGGAAAUUAUCCACUUGUCGUACUAGCAUACGCAACAUGUUCCAGUGUGCAAUGGGGUGUGCCACCACAGAACACAUUUUGCAUGAGAUUUUCCUUUGAUCCCUGGAGAUGUUCUGAUCUGGUUACUCCAGCAUGUAAAGCAGAAAUCUGCUUUUGUGCCUGGCCAUCCAGGAAGACACGAAAAUAUGUUUUAAAUCAGUGAUACUCAGUCUGAGGCUCGUGAGCCGCAAGUGGCUCUUUAAAGGGUUUCCUGCGGCUCUUUCCAGCACCUGCUAUUAAAACACUGUGUGACUGAAUGAUUAACCAAUCAGGAGGCUUUUACUAUGUUAUUAACCAAUUGUAGUUUAUAAAAUAAUACUACUUGGUGAGAAUAAUAAACUAAAUAUUUCCCAUCGCACUGUUUAAGUCUGACUAUAUAGUAAAUGAAAUAAUGAAUUCACACGACCUUGGCUCUUUUGGGUAAUGGUGAUCGCUAAUUUGACUCCUGAACCACUGAAGUCUGAGUAUCACUGUUUUAAAUGCAAGUUUACAAGUGUGAGUAUGUCUGUAAUGUAUUAUGGGUGGGAUUUUCAAAUGAGCCUAAAUUACUUAUAAGUGUAAGUCCCAUUGACUUUCAAUGCAACAAAAGCACCUCUCUCUAUGUAUGUGUGUGUGUACACACACACACACACACACACAUACCCCUACCUUGAUUAAAAACAUCAUCUUGUCUUCCUUGAUAGGCAUGAAAGAGAAAAAAAAUCAAAGUUUUUUCCCCAGAUGCAGUCAUUGGUUUCAUGAGGUUAUUUUCACGUGGGUUCAAAAACCAACACAAGUACCCAAGUGAAAAAGCUUUGCUAUCGAUUCAGUCAGAUCUGAUUCACCUGCACGUCACCUGUUGCUCGGGAAGAGCAAAGGGAUAACUAGGCUUACAACAGGUAUGAAAUUGCCCAUUUUGCUCUCCCUGCCCCCAAAUAAAAUUGAUGUUUCCUGAAUUGUGGUUA
Messenger RNA from Chrysemys picta bellii (western painted turtle), 4278 nucleotides. Its product is annotated as melatonin receptor type 1A-like. The record is from RefSeq and is a predicted model, not a curated record. Gene Ontology annotation, biological process: G protein-coupled receptor signaling pathway. Gene Ontology annotation, cellular component: plasma membrane. Gene Ontology annotation, molecular function: melatonin receptor activity. NCBI's taxonomy places the organism in Eukaryota, Metazoa, Chordata, Testudines, Emydidae.